AUGGCUCCACGAGCUAAAGCUGUCGGACUAGCCGAUCCGCAUGUCGACAUAUGCUUCGAUCGUGGCAACUGUUACUACGACACCGACCAUCCAUUCAAGAGACGAAACACCGAUAUCAAACCACACGACGAUGGGCUGGAGAUAUUCCGCACCGUUCGCCGCGAGCUUGAAGCAAGGAUCAUCAAAAAGGGAAGCAACUAUUUCAUACCUCGGGGUUGCCUACAUGACAUAUUCACGCCUGGACGUCUCCUUGCGGUGGUUCAACAGUUAUGGAAGAAUAUGUCAGGGCAUGAUCAACAGAGCUUUUGUCAGAAGGUUCUCUAUGACGUCCGUUGCUGGAAAGUGUUCCUUCUGUUCAUCCUUACAAAGCAUCACAAACUAUUACCCCAACUCUGGAAGGAGGAAAGCGACAGAAAUGAAAAGCUUCGACUGUCGGAUCGAUGUUUACCUUUGAAGUCCAUUGACAGUGAAUCUGGCGAGAUCAAGUGUCAGAACGAGAAUCAUUCCUUCCACCAAUUUCCCGGCUGGGAGGAAGAAGACCUCUCUCAUUGCCAGCUCCACUCCUUCGAACAAGCCAGUUACGCUCUCAAUGCUGUUUACUUCAAGCUUCCCACGGACGGGGAACAGAAUCAUGUCCACUACUGUCUAGGCCCGAAGGAUGUCCUGCCAUACACAAUCAUGCCAUCUCGUGCUCCGGACUCUCCUUCAUCCGAUAGGGGCUUUCUCAGUGAGCGGGCUGACUCACCUGGGCAAUCAAGCAACAAUGGCAAUCCUAGAUCUGACACGGACCAGGACGACAAUCUUCACGGGGGGUUUGGCGAGGUAAUGAGGAUUAUCAUUGAUCGAAGUCACUUUGACUUUGGUCAUCUUGGAUCUGAUAACGGCAAUAACAAAGAAGUGGCCUUCGCCCUCAAGAGGCUGCACGCGUCCGAUAAAGAGGCCUUUGACAAGGAAUUGGCCUCCCUGAUUAGUGUCAAGGCCCAGAAAGGGACUCAUCUCAUCAAGCUUCUCACCACAUUUUCUGUGAUUGAACAGGAUGGCGGAAAUGAAGUGUUUUACCUGCUUUUUCCCUGGGCGGAAGGAAACCUCUGGAAGUACUGGAAAGUGCACCAGCCCAGAAAUGAACAGGAACGCCUAGCCCUCGCUCCGUGGAUGGCCCAACAAUGCCACCAACUGGCCAUCGCUCUGCUGUGCGUUCACAAUGAGAGACAACUCACGCUGAGUUACUACGACAUCUUGGAUGAAAAAGGCGAAUUAUACGGGCGUCAUGGCGAUAUCAAAGCUGAGAAUGUUCUCUACUUUGAAGCUGACCGCACGCUCGUGCUGUCCGACUUCGGACUUGGCCGCCUUCACACCAAGUAUUCUCGGUCCAACGCCGACCCCAAAGCUCUCGAGAGGUCAGCAACAUAUCGAGCACCCGAAUUUGAUCUUCCUAGAGGCCGCAUCUCUCGAGCAUGCGAUGUUUUUUCGCUGGGAUGCACGUUUCUUGAGUUCGUUACAUGGCACGUUUUGGACUAUGACGCUGUCUAUAAUGUUUUUCCCAAUAAACGCAUGGACGACGACACUGUGUACGGAUUUGAGACGGACACCUUCUUCAAGAUUGAAGGCGACAUAGCCAUCAUCAAGCCUCAGGUGCGCGACUGGAUGGAAGAUUUGAAGAAAGACAAGGAAGACAAGAAAGCAUCUGAGUACACCAAGCAGUUCCUCGACAUCAUUGAGCAGAUGCUCAAUCCGGACCCAACAGCCAGAAUCAAGGUUUCGAAGCUCGUCAGAGAGCUCGGGAAGAUCAGCAGGGCAUGUGAGGACGAUAAAAGCUACUACGGUGGUGAGUCCCCGUCCAGAAGUUAUGUCUUCCAUUGA
Messenger RNA from Sordaria macrospora k-hell, 1860 nucleotides. RefSeq lists its product as uncharacterized. Gene Ontology annotation, biological process: peptidyl-serine phosphorylation; peptidyl-threonine phosphorylation. Gene Ontology annotation, molecular function: ATP binding; protein serine/threonine kinase activity. The record is from RefSeq and is a predicted model, not a curated record. NCBI's taxonomy places the organism in Eukaryota, Fungi, Ascomycota, Sordariomycetes, Sordariales, Sordariaceae.